AAGCAGUUCCGCUGCAAAUCCAGCCAGUACUGCAAACCGCGUUUCUUCCUCUGUGAUGGCGUGAACGAUUGUGGCGAUAACUCAGACGAGCAGGACUGCAAGUGCCCUGACAAGUUCUUAAAAUGCAGAAACGGAAAGUGCAUCCCAGAAGCACAAAAGUGCGACAACACCGACAACUGCGGAGAUGGCACAGAUGAGUCCGAUUGUGGAUUGGCUCAGGCCACCAGCUGUACCACGUACACAUAUAAGUGUAAGAACGACCAAUGUAUUAACAAACUGAACCCAGAAUGUGAUGGCGUGUCGGACUGCACAGAUGGCUCUGAUGAGACUAUGUGUGACUGUGGGAAACGCCCUUACAGCAGGAAGACUAGGAUUGUGGGUGGUGUAAAUGCUGAUGUUGGCGAGUGGCCGUGGCAGGUCAGCCUGCAGACAAAGAAGGAUGGACACACAUGUGGCGCAUCUCUGGUCUCCCCUACCAUGUUACUGUCCGCUGCUCACUGCUUCCAGGACUCAAAUUCAGUGCGAUAUUCAGACCCCAGUGUGUGGACAGCGUAUCUGGGUCUACAUGAUCAAUCCACAAAAACCAGCAGCAAGGAUGUUGUGAUGCGCAAGAUCAAACGUGUCGUGGCUAACAGAGGGUUCAAUGACUUCACCUAUGACAAUGAUAUCGCCAUGUUGGAGCUGGAGAGUCCUGUCACCUACACUGAUUUUAUACAACCAAUCUGUAUCCCCGAGAGCACGCAUGUCUUCCCAGUGGGCAAAUCUAUAUGGGUGACAGGCUGGGGUGCUCUAAGCGAAGGAGGUACUGGUGCCACUGUACUACAGAAAGCUGAGAUACGAAUAAUC
Molecule: messenger RNA, 846 nt
Organism: Staurois parvus
Lineage: Eukaryota; Metazoa; Chordata; Amphibia; Anura; Ranidae
Source: the annotation of a GenBank genome assembly